GGCUCUGACACCUGCCCGGAAUGUUGCGGUUGCAACGGAGGCAGAAAGCAGAGUUGCCUCCUCCCAGCCACCUUCCGAGGACUUCCCCCUGAGCCGGACCUUGUAGGACCGGGCUGUCACUCCCGGAUUCCAGCAGCGUUGUCUCCAACAUCACUCCCAGUUCGCAGACUUUGUGACCGUGUGAGCAAAGCCACCCUUGAAACUCAUGUGCAUCAUCUUCUUUAAGUUUGAUCCUCGUCCUGUUUCCAAAAAUGCAUACAGGCUCAUCUUGGCAGCUAACAGAGAUGAAUUCUACCACAGACCGUCCAAGUUGGCAGACUUCUGGGGAAACAACAAUGAGAUCCUCAGUGGGCUCGACAUGGAGGAAGGCAGGGCAGGAGGAACAUGGCUGGGCAUCAGCACGCGUGGGAAGCUGGGGGCGCUCACCAACUACCUGCAGCCCCGGCAAGAGCCAGACACCCGUGGGAGAGGUGAACUGGUGUCUCACUUUCUGACCAGUGACAUGGACAGCCUGUCCUACCUGAAGAAGGUCUCUACAGAGGGCCACCUGUACAAUGGCUUCAACCUCAUAGCAGCUGACCUGAGCACAGCAAAAGGAGACGUCGUUUGCUACUAUGGGAACCGGGGGGAGCCUGAGCCUAUUGUCUUGGCACCAGGAACCUAUGGGCUAAGCAAUGCCCUGUUGGAGACGCCCUGGAAGAAGCUGUGCUUUGGCAAGCAACUCUUCAUGGAAGUGGUGGAACAGAGCGAGGCACUCCCUAAGGACACCCUCGUCACCCAUCUCCUAGAUGUACUCAACAAUGAGGAGGCACAGCUGCCAGACCCAGCCAUUGAGGACCAGGGCCGGGAGUAUGUACAGCCAAUACUGAGCAAGUAUGCAGCUGUGUGUGUCCGCUGCGCCACCUAUGGCACCAGAACCAACACCAUCAUCCUUGUGGAUGCAGAUGGCCACGUGACCUUCACAGAACGAAGCAUGCUGGACAAAGAUACCUCCCGCUGGGAGACCAACACCUAUGAGUUCACUCUACAGAGUUAGCCACUGCUAACUCUGCUAGAUUCCUAGGAUGCUGUGCCUCAAGGGCCAGGCAUAGACUGGAACCUUCUAUGGCCACACUUGCACGUCUGGGACUCCGCCAGUAUCCCUAGGACCAGGACCUUCUGAUCUGUGUGUUACCCAUACUCAGCUCAGGGUUUGUCUUUGUGCCAGUGAAGAAUGACUAAGUUGAACACUAGAUCUGAGGCCUAGGUGAAUGCAUGGCCACUGCUGCCAUGUACACACACGUGUGUCUGACUGACUAGCAGAGUUGUGCCUCUCACUUCUCAUCUUUGGCCAGUGGGUCUCCUCCCUGGACUGGUAACAAAAGUAGGCUUUUUAUAGAAACUGGCCUUUCCUCUCCUGACUGCAGAGCACAACUGUGUCUCAGUUCUUCAUAGUCAGACAUCCCCCUGCAGGAGCACUGGCCGUGUUAGAAACUGAGUGAAUCAGGCACAAGAGAAGCCCACUCUGAUAGAAAUGAAGUCUCAUUGGAGAUCUUGUAGUUCUGUAUGUGUUAGGGGAUCCCAUGUGUGUUCACUGGUUCUGCAUGAAUGAGAACCCUGUGUGCAUUGGUCAGUCCUGUUGUGUGGAUCCUGGGAUCUCUUGAACUCCUGCUUGCCCAGCAGGCAUUGUGGGUUCUGAGCAGGACUGUCUCAAUAAGUGGCUCAGCCAGCCCCUGCCAUCGCCCUCAUCACAAGCCGGACUCCAUAGGAAUGUGAACAUGAAUGUCCACUGUUGAUAAUAAAACUUGGAGGCUGUGAUGAGUAA
Molecule: messenger RNA, 1804 nt
Organism: Psammomys obesus (fat sand rat)
Lineage: Eukaryota; Metazoa; Chordata; Mammalia; Rodentia; Muridae
Gene: Tango2
Product: transport and golgi organization 2 homolog
Exons: 9
Coding region: 206-1036 (276 amino acids)
Biological process (GO): protein secretion; Golgi organization
Cellular component (GO): Golgi apparatus
Source: RefSeq, a predicted model, not a curated record